This is a messenger RNA of Impatiens glandulifera, 1186 nucleotides long. RefSeq names its product histone-lysine N-methyltransferase ATXR6. The transcript has 6 exons. Gene Ontology annotation, molecular function: protein binding. NCBI's taxonomy places the organism in Eukaryota, Viridiplantae, Streptophyta, Magnoliopsida, Ericales, Balsaminaceae. The record is from RefSeq and is a predicted model, not a curated record. Bases 11 to 1048 code for a protein of 345 amino acids.
GUUCUUGCUGAUGAAAUCAAAAGCGGCGAUGAGGAGUAGGGUUCGAGCUAAGAAGCCUCCCUCCGCCGUGCCGGAAAAAGAUUUCAGCGACACCUGUUGUGAGAAAUGUGACUCCGGCGAAUUCGCCGACCAACUUCUAUUGUGCGAUAACUGCGACGGAGGAUUUCAUCUGUUUUGCCUCCGACCGAUCCUAGUUUCCGUUCCCAAAGACUCCUGGUUCUGUCCUUCUUGCUCCCGUCAAAAGAAAGAUAACUACAAGUUUCCCUUAAUUCAGACCAUAAUCAUCGACUUUUUCCGGAUAAAAAGGCAUUCAGAGGCAAGCCAGGAAUCGGUUCAAGAAAACAAAAAGAAGAAAAGAAGAAGAGUAAGUAAUCUGGCAUUAUUAAAGAAGAAGAGGAAAAAGCUUUUGGCAUUCAAUCCAAGUGAUGAUCCCGCUAGGAGACUAGAACAACUGGCCUCGCUGGCUACCGCUUUGACUUCAACCUGUGCUGAGUACAGCAACGAGCUCACUUACGUCAUUGGAAUGGCCCCUAAAUCUGCAAAUCGCUCUGCUUUGGAGUGUGGUGGAAUGCAGGUAUUGUCAAAAGAGGAUCUUGAAACCUUAAAUUUGUGCAAAAGUAUGAUGGAAAGAGGGGAAUGUCCACCUCUAAUGGUUGUUUAUGACCUAAAAGAAGGGUUUACUGUAGAAGCAGAUAGAUUUAUUAAGGAUCUAACAAUAAUAACCGAAUAUAUUGGAGAUGUUGAUUACUUGAAGAACAGGGAAAAUGACAGUGGAGAUAGCAUUAUGACUCUGAUUUCUGCUUCUUAUCCAUCAAGAAGCCUUGUUAUUUGCCCUGAUAAGAGAAGUAACAUUGCUCGGUUUAUCAAUGGCAUAAACAAUCACUCAGUGGAUGCCAAGAAAAAAGUGAAUGUAAAGUGUGUGAGAUUUGAUGUAAAUGGUGAGUCGCGAGUUUUGCUGAUAGCUAAUAGAGAUAUAUCGAAAGGAGAAAGACUGUAUUACGACUACAAUGGAUACGAGAACGAGUAUCCAACAGAGCAUUUCGUUUGAUACACACACCUCAAACUUAUCAUCUGCUUUCUUUUGAUCAAACUUGUUUUGGUUGAAGGUAUUAUCCAUUUAUUAUUACAAGCAUUUUACUUUUAACUGAUUUUAUAUAUAUACUUUCUUUUUAAGAGUUUGGAUGGA